Messenger RNA from Arvicola amphibius (Eurasian water vole), 1008 nucleotides. Its product is annotated as neuroguidin-like. Lineage: Eukaryota; Metazoa; Chordata; Mammalia; Rodentia; Cricetidae. Bases 1 to 1008 code for a protein of 335 amino acids. The transcript has a single exon. The record is from RefSeq and is a predicted model, not a curated record. Gene Ontology annotation, biological process: maturation of SSU-rRNA from tricistronic rRNA transcript (SSU-rRNA, 5.8S rRNA, LSU-rRNA). Gene Ontology annotation, cellular component: small-subunit processome; nucleolus.
AUGGCGGCUCCAGAAGUGCUGGAGUCAGACGUAUCAAGUUCGGUGACACUUUUGAAAAACCUCCAGGAGCAGGUAAUGGCUGUAACUGCACAGGUACAAGCCCUGACAAAAAAAGUUCAAGCUGGAGCAUAUUCUACAGAGAAGGGUCUGAGCUUUUUGGAAGUGAAAGACCAGCUGCUGCUCAUGUACCUAAUGGAUCUGAGCCACCUCAUCCUGGACAAAGCGUCGGGAGGAUCGCUGCAGGGACAUCCCGCAGUUUUGAGGCUGGUGGAAAUCCGCACGGUUUUAGAAAAAAUUCGCCCCUUGGACCAAAAAUUGAAGUAUCAGAUUGACAAACUGGUCAAGACUGCGGUGACAGGCAGCCUCAGUGAAAGUGACCCACUUCGAUUUAAACCCCAUCCCAGCAAUAUGAUAAGCAAGUUGAGCUCUGAGGAUGAAGAGGAGGAUGGCGCAGAGGAGGGCGAGUCUGAGGCUUCAGGGAAGAAGUCUGUGAAGGGCUCAUCCAAGAAAUAUGUCCCACCACGCCUGGUCCCAGUGCAUUAUGAUGAAACAGAAGCAGAACGCGAGCAGAAGCGCCUGGACCGGGCCAAGAGGCGAGCGCUGAGCAGCUCUGUGAUCCGCGAGCUGAAGGAGCAGUACUCAGACGCCCCCGAGGAAAUCCGUGACUCCCGGCAUCCUCAUGUCACUCGCCAGAGUCAGGAGGAUCAGCACAGGAUUAACUAUGAAGAGAGCAUGAUGGUGCGUUUAAGUGUGAGCAAGCGCAAGAAAGGACGACGAAAGAGAGCGAGUGUUAUGAGCUCGCAGCUUCAUUCCCUCACACACUUCAGCGACAUCAGUGCUUUGACAGAAGGGGCCCCCCAUCUUGACGAGAGCCAGGGUCCUGUCAAAAAGCGGAAGAAGAUGCCAAAGAAAAUAAAUAAAAUUGCUUUACUUCUAAAUAAAAGCCCUCUUUGCCAUGCGUUGUAUGACUGGAAAAAAAAAAAAAAAACAUCAAAACAGAUAAUUUAG